Messenger RNA from Lotus japonicus, 1069 nucleotides. RefSeq names its product transcription factor MYB30-like. Bases 44 to 952 code for a protein of 302 amino acids. The transcript has 3 exons. The record is from RefSeq and is a predicted model, not a curated record. NCBI's taxonomy places the organism in Eukaryota, Viridiplantae, Streptophyta, Magnoliopsida, Fabales, Fabaceae.
UUGGGUCUGAGUCGUCCCACACGGCUUCUUGCUUCUCGCAAAGAUGGCAAGAACACCUUCGUGUGACAAAAGUGGAAUGAGGAAAGGAACUUGGACUGCAGAAGAAGAUAGAAAAUUAAUUGCUUAUGUUACUAGGUAUGGUUGCUGGAAUUGGCGCCAACUCCCCAAGUUUGCAGGUCUUGCAAGGUGUGGGAAGAGUUGCAGGUUGAGGUGGUUGAAUUAUCUAAGGCCUAAUAUUAAAAGAGGGAACUUCACUCAAGAAGAAGAAGAUUGCAUCAUCAGAAUGCUCAAAAAGCUAGGCACUAGGUGGUCUGUCAUUGCGGCUGAGUUGCCAGGAAGAACAGAUAACGAAGUGAAGAACCAUUGGCACACCACCCUCAAGAGAAGAGUUGAAAAACAAACCUCUAAUACUAAUGAAGAAGCCAAAAUAAUCUCCAACUCAAAAAAUGCAGAACCAACAACAGGAAGGGACUUGGUGACCAAAAAUGGAAUUGGUUCCCUUCAAGUUACUCCUCCACCAGCAACUUCAAUCUCAGACAGCAUUGGUGCACUGUCCCCGUUCUCAUCCUCCAGUGAGUUCUCUUGCACAACUUCAGAUCAGAAGUUGGUGUUUGAAGAUGAUGACUUUGAUUUUCUGGAUGCAUUUACAGAGCAUGUCAAUGAAAAUUUCUGGUCAGAGCUGCAAAUUGAUACUAAUUAUGCUCCUCAAAAUCAAGACACUACCGAGAUCCUUGAUGCUUGUGCAUUGUCUCCCAAUCAAUCUUUGGUCCUUGAGAAUGAAUUUGGCAGCCUUCUGGAUGCACUUACAGAGCCAGCAAUUGAUAACUUUUGGGGACAGCCAUAUGUGACUGACACGUGCUAUGUGCCUGAAUCUGAAUAUUACUCUACAAUAUAUGAUGCAGAUCUUUGGAGUCAAAGUACUUUGUAUGAUGAGCAUUAUAGCUUGUUAUAAUUAUAUAAUGAAUAAUUUUACUCCAGUCUUGGUGAUUAAAUUUUAGCCUCUACACUAGUAUCAUGUAUGUAUGAUCACUAUACAUGUGAUGUCUUGAAUAAUGAAUUGUACUUCAUA